Messenger RNA from Lathyrus oleraceus (garden pea), 861 nucleotides. RefSeq lists its product as uncharacterized. NCBI's taxonomy places the organism in Eukaryota, Viridiplantae, Streptophyta, Magnoliopsida, Fabales, Fabaceae. The coding region runs from base 1 to 861 and encodes 286 amino acids. The transcript has a single exon. The record is from RefSeq and is a predicted model, not a curated record.
AUGCCUCAUAAGCUAAAAGAUCCAGGUAGUUUUUCCAUACCUUGCGUAAUCGGAAAGUUUGUCAUAGACAAAGCUCUAUACAACUUAGGAGCUAGUGUUAGUUUAAUGCCCUUAUCCAUAUGUGAAAGACUCAAAUUAGGAGAAGUAAGACCGAUGAGAAUGUCUCUUCAACUAGCUGACCGUUCUGUUAAAUUUCUAGUAUGUAUGCUAGAGAAUGUUCCCGUUCGUAUAGGUCAAUUUUAUAUUCCCAUCGACUUUAUAAUAAUGGACAUAAAGGAGGAUUCCAACAUCCCUAUCAUUUUAGGAAGUCCCUUUUUGGCCACUGCUGGAGCUAUCAUAGAUGUGAAGAAAGGAAAGAUAACCUUUGAGUUUGGUGAAGAAAAAGUUGAAUUUAUUCUAUCACAUUUCUUAAAGGCACCAACUAUAGAAGAUUCAUGUUGUUUCCUAGACGUCAUCGACGAAUGCAUUAGAGAAAUGGAGAUGGAACAAUCUAACUAUACUGAAGUACUAAGGAUUCCAACAACUCCUAUAUCCGAAGAAGAAAAUUUGCAUGAACCAUACGUAGAUAACAGUCUAAGGGAAUGCUUAGCAUUAACUCCUAAUCUUUUGCCUUUCCUAAAGAAACCUAAUGUAGAACUUAAAACAUUACCCAAAGAUUUAAGGAAUGAAUUACUAGACACAGAGCUUGAAAGACCAGUAAUAAUCAACACAAACUUAGGACAGAUAGAAAUCGAGAAAUUACUACAUGUCUUAAGAAAAUACCCUACAACUCUAGGCUAUAACAUCUCAGAUAUUAAAGGAAUAAGCCCAUAUGUAUGUAUGCAUCACAUUAUGCUAGAAGAAUGUUGCAAAACCGCUUGA